AGUGUUUCCAGCCGGCACCAUUUCAUACGAGCGCACAGUCGCGUCGCGGCAGCAGCUGUCAUGGAGGGAGAUAAGACUGUUUUGAUCCACUUUGAUAUUUCACUUCUCCUUUGUCAUUUAGCUAUUGAUUAAUUGCAGGCUUUUACCACACAGAGCGGGCUGGGAAUGGCGGAUUCGGAGGACGUGCAGCUGGACUUCACUCUGAAGGAGCUGAGUCUCUCCGGGGAGAGCGGCUCUGCGGGCUCGGCCACCGUGGAGCUGCAGGACACCCGGCUGGUCUGCGUGGAGUACCCCGCCCUGGUCCGCUCCGUGGACAGGAUGCUGGACACGCUGGGGGGAGAGCACACACUCACCAAGACCUAUGCUGAUCCCAACAGGCGCCUUGAGCUGCGUUUCCGACCUGAGGACCCUUUCUGUCACUCCGCUUGUGGAAACCGCCUCCCAUCAAGCAACAUCCUCCUCAGAGUUAGAAGGCGGGUGCGAAAAAAAGACCCUAAUGAUACUGAGAUACAAAUGGAAAUGGUUGGCAUCAUUGGGACAACAUACAAGUUCCAAGGAAUGGUAGACUUUCAGUACCUUGCUAUGGAAUCAGAGGGUGGAAAAUACAAAUCCCUGUAUGACCGAAUCAUCCUUCGCAAAACAGAGAAUCAGGAGUUCUUUGAGCAGCCCGUUCCUUACUUUCUACCUCCAGCCAUCUUCUCCCGCCUCGAUACUCAUGUGGAUUAUUUCUACCGACCUGACAGUCAGCAAAAGUCUGCAGCAUCUUUCCAGAUGUCUGUCAGCAGGAACUUCAUCGGUCUGAAUCGUGCUCGCCGGCCCCACAAUGCCAUAUUUGUCAGCUUUAUUGAUCCGGCCGUGCCCACCGAGUGCGUUGAGGCAGCCAAGACUAACUGGGCAAGGUGCUGCCUAAAGGACAGUGACAAGCAGGUUGAACUAAAGAUGAAAAAGAUGUUUGAGAGCCGACCCAUCUGGUCACGGAACGCAGUCAAGGCCAACCUCAACAUCCACCCCGAGAAGCUGAAGCUGCUGCUGCCCGUCUACGCCUACUACAUGGUGACAGGACCGUGGAGAAGCCUGUGGGUGAGGCUGGGCUACGACCCUCGAAAGAGUCCCGAGUCCAAGAAGUACCAGAUGCUGGAUUUCAGGAUGCGCUGCAGCACCAAGCACGGAUAUUCACUGUCCAACAUGCCUGUGAAAGCGAAGAGGAGUGCCCUCAACUACACUCUUCCAAUCACAAUUAACAAAGCAGGUCCCCAGCCGGCGAGUCUGAUGGAUAUUCCUACUCAAGAAGGCCCGAGCACCAGUCGAGAUUCAGCUCCGGCCUCUUACCAGCUGAAGGAGUCGUCGUACAUCUUCAGAGAGGGCAUGCUUCCUCCUCACAGGCAGAUGUUCUACCAGCUGUGUGAUUUGGAGGUGGACAGUAUCAAAAAGGUGAUUGAGCAGAACACGGGGAAGGAGCAGACCUGUGAUGAGCGAGAUGGUUGGUGUGCGAUCGGCACCACAGACAAGCUGAGGGAUGUUGUCUCAAGCUUAGUUAAGAUGGUUGUGCGAGCACAGAAACCAGUACACCCUGAAGUGCCCCAAAAAAGACGAUGCAAAAGUGAAAUUUCAAGUUUCAAAGUCACAGACGAGGGUGAAGAGGAAGAAGAUGACUGUGACAACAAGGAAGAUGACGAGGAUGAAAUAGAUGAUUUUCAACCAUCCGAGGGAAGUGAAAAUGAGAUGGAGACGGAGAUUCUGGACUACAUGUGACAAACUAGUCCUCUAAAGACAUUCAUCCAGAUGUUCAUGGUUUACCUUUUCACUUUCGUAAAGUUGAAUAUAUUUCUUUAACUGUAAAUAAAUAAUUCCAAUUGUUUUUU
Cololabis saira (Pacific saury) is the source of this 1862-nucleotide messenger RNA. It is a transcript of the gene gtf3c5, whose product is annotated as general transcription factor IIIC, polypeptide 5. Lineage: Eukaryota; Metazoa; Chordata; Actinopteri; Beloniformes; Belonidae. The transcript has 11 exons. Gene Ontology annotation, biological process: transcription initiation at RNA polymerase III promoter. Bases 166 to 1752 code for a protein of 528 amino acids. Gene Ontology annotation, cellular component: transcription factor TFIIIC complex. The record is from RefSeq and is a predicted model, not a curated record.